Closterium sp. Naga37s-1 is the source of this 1782-nucleotide messenger RNA. The record is from the annotation of a GenBank genome assembly. NCBI's taxonomy places the organism in Eukaryota, Viridiplantae, Streptophyta, Zygnematophyceae, Desmidiales, Closteriaceae.
AUGACCUCACUCCCGACAGCUCUCAGCAGCAGCGGCGGCGGGGGGAAGGUGGUUCUGGUGGGGGUGCGACUGCACCAGCCGAACGCGAACCUCCUGUGGGGCGGCGGCAGCAGCAGCAGCAGCGGCGGCGGCGCGGCAAUCUCGAGGGAGGGGCAGGCGCUGGUGGAAUUCACUCUCGCGCGGCUAGUGGUGCCCGGCGAUCGUAUUGUCGCCAUGGCCGUCCGGAUAGUCCGCGCCCCGCACACCUCAGGUGCGUGCUGCCCCUCAGUCCUGAGGCGCGGCAAUCUUGAGGGAGGGGCAGGGCUGGAGCGUGGAGGGUCGCGCAAGGCACGGUUCAACUCAGAGCAGGACGGGGAGGAGGAGGAGGACGCGAGCCAGAGAAUGCUGGCAGCCCUGCACCCGAAGAUCGAGGUGGCGGCGGCAAAGCAGAUCACUCUCCAAGUUGUCGUGCGCUCGGCCCCUCGCGUGCGAGACGCGCUGCUCUACGAGGCAAAGCUGCUCAAGGCGGGGCUGGUGGUCAUAGGGCCCGUGCGACGCACCAUCACGCUUAUUGGUGGCAGUGCCGGUUCUGACGUGGACAUGAUGACGUUUCUCGCCGACCGGCUGUCUGCCAGCUGCAAGAUCAUGCUCGUCUCAAAUAACGCCUGCUCCGCUACAAGACAAGGGAAAGUGCCUGUUCCGCCUACCUCCCCCCAAUCUCCGCGGAUAGACCCAGGGGGAGGGGGAGGGGGGAGUGGCAUGGGGGAAGGGGGAGGGGGGAGUGGCUUGGGGGGAGGGGGAGUGGGGCAGGGGUCAGGGGGAUAUGGAGGGGGGUCUGAUGGGGGUGGUGGGGUACCGAAUGGGGGAGGAAGCAGAGGAGCAAUGGGGGGAGCAUUGGGGGGAGGGAUGGGGGGAGGGGGGGUUAUGGGUGGAGGGGGAGGGGACAGUGGUGGGGGCUGGCAGCAAUGUCCCAGAUCUCCCCGAUCCCAAUCCAACGGCCAGGAUUUCUUCGCCCCUCCCCCAUCCCCAGUCCCUCCUGCCCCGCCGACUGAAAUCAUUCGGGAAGUUUACGGGCAGGACGAGUACGGGCAGCAGGAAUUUUACUUGGACGAGCUCCUAUUGGCCACGGAUAAUUUCUCCCCGCAGAGAUUGAUCGGGGAGGGCGGCAGUGGUCAGGUGUUUGUGGGGAUGCUUCCACCUGGCAGGUGCCCUCAGGUGGAAUCCCAGGGUGGGGGGAGCGAGGGGUGGGGGAGAGGGGGAUGGGGGGAGGGCGGAACAGGGGGGGGCGCAGCAGGGGGGGUUGCAGGAGGGGGAAGCGGCAGUGGUGCAGCCAGUGGGGGCUGUCGGAAGGUAGCGGUGAAGAGACUGCGAUGGUGGGGGCCGGCUGUAGCGGACGUGCAGGGGGCGGCAAACGCUCGGCAGUUUCUGGCGGAGCUGCGUGUGUUGAGGCGCAUCCGGCACCCGAGCCUGCUGGGGCUGCUGGGGGUGUGUGCGACGGCGGGGGAGCUGCUGAUGGUGUUCAACUUUCUGCCUAAUGGGUCACUGGAGACGAGGCUGAGAGACCACACAAAGCCCCCGCUACCUUGGGAUUUGCGCAUGCGCAUCGCGUGUGAGGCGGCAACCGGGUUGGCCUUCCUGCACUCGUGCCGGCCGCCCAUCAUCCAUCGGGACGUGAAGGCGGCCAAUGUGCUGCUGGAUGCCAACAUGCACGCGCUGGUCUCCGAUUUUGGGCUGGCCAAGGUAGCUUCAGACCAGUACACCCAGCCAAUGGCGGUUACCAGCAUCAUGGGCACCAGAGGGUGA